AGGUAAAGGAGGGUCAUAGGCGGGAGAGAAAAUGCAACUGGAGAAGGCAUUCAUCUUAAACAACCUGUCAGUCUGCUUCUCCCGGCUUAAAUGUAGCACCUUAAUGUUGCUCUUCCUCUGAACUGUGACGUCAUAACAACAGCUCUUGCUGGAUACUUGUGCCGAGUGGAUAUUGAACUGAGCCUUGAGAAGCUUCGUCAUCAAACCAAUAGAAUUGAUCUGUAUAAUUUGACCAGUCACAAUAUAGAAAUGUGAACAUUCUACAAUAGCUUCUUUAUUAUUUUAACAGAUAAGAUUCAGUUAUGAACACGGCGGUCCCUGACAGUGGGACGGGGAACACGAACGCGGGGGACCUUAAAGAUUCCAAUCCACAGCAAACCUUAGGGAGCGCCUACUCGCCUGUUGACUACAUGAGCAUUACCAGUUUUCCAAGAUUGCCUGAAGAUGAUUUGUCAACAGAAAACUCUCUCAGGUUUCGCAAAGAUGAUGACAUUGUCCUGUCGGAGCAGGAUACAGACCCAGAUCUGUUCCUCAAGUCAGCUCGACUGCAGCGUCUCCCCUCUUCAGCCUCAGAUCUGGCAAACAAGGACUUUGCAUCCUUUCGGGAGACCACAACAGACCCGUUUCAGGAAGGAUGUGCUUGCCAGCGAGAUGGGCUCACAGUCAUUAUCACAGCUUGCCUCACUUUCGCCACUGGAGUCACGAUAGCUCUCAUCGUGCAGAUCUACUUUGGAGAUCCUCAGGUCUUCAACCAAGGAGCUGUGGUGACUGACGCCACUCCAUGUACCUCUCUCGGGUUUGAAAUUUUAGAGAAGCAAGGUUCAAGUGUUGAUGCAGCCAUUGCCGCCUCUCUGUGUUUAGGAAUUGUCCACCCACACACCUCUGGUUUGGGAGGUGGUGGAGUCAUGUUGGUGCAUGAUAUACGCAAGAACAAGACAAGGAUCAUCGACUUCAGAGAGACAGCCCCGGCUGGCCUUCAUGAGGAUCUGAUGCAGACAAAUCUUCACUUAAAGCCUGGGCUGUUGGUGGGAGUACCAGGCAUGCUCAGUGGGAUGCAUCAGGCACACCAGCUGUAUGGCAGGAUGCAGUGGAAAGAUGUGGUUACCCUGGCUGCAGAUGUUGCCCGAAAAGGAUUCAAUGUUACGCAUGAUUUAGCUGACGCGCUCGCCAAGGUCAAGGACCAAAACGUUUCGGAUGCAUUCCGAGAUCUUUUCCUUCCCAACGGGCGGCCUCCUCUCCCUGGAUUGUUCAGCCGGCGCCUGGAUUUGGCUGCCAUCUUGGAUGACGUUGCCUUGAAGGGGAUUUCAGAAUUUUACAAUGGAAACUUAACACAGGAAAUGGUUAAUGCAGUGCAGGAGAGUGGGGGCGUGCUCGUAGAAGAAGACUUCAGCAACUACAGUACUGUCCUGCAGCAACCAGCUGAAAUCCACUAUCAAGGGUACAAUGUGUUAGCAGCCCCAGCCCCACAUGCAGGCGUGGCACUGAUCAGUGCUCUGAACAUUCUGGAAGGAUUCAAUAUUACUGGUCAGGUGCCGAGGAGCAGCAUGUAUCACCGCAUUGCAGAGUCUGUGAAGAUCGCUCUGGGCUUGGCCAGUGGGCUGGGAGACCCCAUGUUUGACUCGACAGUGUCGGACAUGGUCACCAAUAUGUUGAGCAAAACACAAGCAUCCAAACUGCGUGACAAGAUCAGUGACUCUCAGACUUACCCGGUCAGCCAUUACACGCCUUCAUUUGUGCUGGAGGAGGGUGGACAAGCAGCACAGGUCAUGGUGAUGGGCCCAGAUGACCACAUUGUAUCAGUAGUGAGCUCAUUGAACAAACCUUUCGGCAGCCAACUGGUGACCCCGUCUGGAGUCCUGUUGAACAGCCAAAUAUUGGAUUUCUCCUGGCCGAAUAAGACUCAACGCUCAUCACCUAAUCCACAUAACUACCUUCAACCUGGAAAGAGGCCCAUGUCCUUUCUGAUGCCCACAGUCGUAAGACCAGCGGUGGGCUUUUGUGGCACGUAUGUGGCUCUCAGUUCGUCUCACGCAGACAGAUCUCUAAGUAGCAUCACGCAGGUGUUGAUGAAUGUCCUGACGUCACGUAAAAACAUGAGCGACAGUCUGUCCUACGGAAGACUCCACCCACAGCUGCAGAACAAUAUACUGUUGGUUGACUCUGAGUUUUCAGAUGAAGACAUAAAGGUACUACAAGCCAAAGGUCACAGAGUUGAACGGAAAGAUGUGUUGUCAUUGGUGGAAGGUACACAGCGAACAAAUGACCUCAUUGUCGGAGUGAAGGACCCUCGCAGUGUGGAUGCGUCAGCCAUCACAAUGUCUCUCAUGCCAUAGCAAGGCUGUAAUAACUGGAGAUAGUUUGGUGUGCCUGUCAACCUUCACUAUACGAUAUGGUCUCAGCUCAAACUACAAUGUGACAUCAUGAUAUUAUUUGUUGAAUUAUCUGCAUGGAGGUCAUGUAUUUUUAAACUAGCCAAACAGCUCCCAGUUCACUCAUCUGCCAUGCAACAUGUCUACCUAUUCCGUGUACAUAUGUCCAGGCGCUGUUGAUACUCCACACAUAGAUGUUGAGUUGUUGUCAUUACACUCCACACAUUCACUGUUUAUUACAAAUAUUGUUUUUACACUAUACUAUCUUACUAGGAGCUAUUUUAGCUGGGACGCUUUGGUUAUUGUUUUAUUUUUCACAAAUUGCUAAAUCUGUCAAUUUGUUCAUUAUAUCCCUGUUCUUGAAAUAUUUCAUGGCAGGAAGCCACACUGGUUACCGUCCUUCUAUGAAUAGUUUGUGGAGGCCUGUUCUAGUGAUUACAUAUCAAUAUUUUGUUCAUACGUAACAGUAAAAGUAUGAUUUGAUUCCUUUUUGUUGAUGCUCAUGUUUGCACGACAGUAUAUUCUUUAUUUCAUGUGUACAUGUUGUAAUGUACUGUAAAAAUAAAUUAAUUGAAAAAUAAAUAUGAGACAUUGCUGGAAAA
Molecule: messenger RNA, 2971 nt
Organism: Synchiropus splendidus (mandarinfish)
Lineage: Eukaryota; Metazoa; Chordata; Actinopteri; Syngnathiformes; Callionymidae
Product: glutathione hydrolase 7
Exons: 16
Coding region: 303-2333 (676 amino acids)
Biological process (GO): glutathione catabolic process
Cellular component (GO): plasma membrane
Molecular function (GO): glutathione gamma-glutamate hydrolase
Source: RefSeq, a predicted model, not a curated record